AGUUGCCGAUUUUUUCCCACCCGAGUUCAUCUUUAGCACUCAGCACAUGGACCACGAGCACGCGAAGCGUGCCUCAUCAAAACUGCCCAGCCGCGUUAUUUGUGUCGACGCUCCUCGAUUCUCGACUAAGGCGUAGUUGUUUCCUGUGCAAUGGUGUAUCCGAAAGUGCCACCGCACAAGCGUGCGGCGGCGAAAAAGCGAGCAAGUUCGGUGACGGCCGGUGCAGCGGCGCGUCCAGGAAGGAUAGCGCAGGACAAUAUCGUGCACCUGUGCCGCCACGCAGCAUCACGCGUGAUGGACGCGAUCGUCGAUGCCGAGACAGGCGGUGCCACGCGGAAAAGUUCCCAAACACCCUACGCCCCGCCGCGUCGCCCCACUGGGGAUUUGCGGCACUACACGACGACGUCGAGCACUUCUUUCGGAACCGCCGCAAACAGUGCAUACGCGCAUGACUCCCUGCGAACCCUGUAUCCGGACUACUUGCGUCCCAGAGGGGCACGAGUGGAAUUGUACCACGAAGAAGGCCCAAGCCAGGUAGAAGUGGGCGGUCCUCGCGGGGUGCGUAGUGAGGAAGUAGAGGGCGACGCGUUGCAGCGAAGCGGCGCAUAUUAUGCCGACACGCUAGUUGAACAGGUGGAAAACUCGUCGCAGCAGGCAGUUGUUGUACUUCAGGCGGAACAACGUGAUGUAGUGCCCCAUAAUAACGAGGAAGUGAUCUCGUCCGGAGUGAACAUCAUCAAGAACGCCAUUCCGCUAGUGGAAGCAGUAGCGCAAGGACGGCCUCGCACUAAUUGUAAUUCUGAUAUGGCGAUCGUCAACACGAGCACUCCAUCGCCGGUGGUCGGUGCGGAGAGGACCACGGCCGCUGCAGUUGCAAGGAGCGAACAAGUGGGGGAGCAAGUGCAAGCCUUAACUCAGAGGACGGAGCAGGAGGAAAUGGCGGGCGCAUCUUCACGAGCAGCCGUCCCUGGUGAUCCGCUCGAGCGUUCGGCCCGGACCGCUACAAGUGCUACGCGGCUUUCGUCACCGCCAGAAGAUCCCGGAUACUUGAUGUUACCCGGGCGGCGCUCUCGCAGUUUUGCCUCGUCCCCGCGGUCUCCAGCCGACUCGGCCGCCACCAACGCUUUGGACCACUAUUUGAAGGAAGGCGCCUACAUGCGGUCGUUCGGAUCAUUGGGUCGACCGCAGUCCUCGCCGCAGACUCUUCACAACUAUGGCUUGCCGUCGUACCAGACACUGCACCAGAACGCGCGACUGGCAGACGGCCCGAAGCCCUCUUUCCGGCCGGGUGGCGCACGGUCCCCUGAUUAUUUUGGCCCCCCUCCAAAGACGCGCACCAUUCGGGGUUAUGACAUUGCGCAACAACUCCCCUUGUUCCCCCUCAUUGUCCUUUGUAAUGCAAAAAAAAAAAAACCAAAUCCUAUCCAGCUGCUGCCUUAUUUUGGCGUGAUUUGCACCACCCAUUAACGAAACCCAAAGAGUAUUUCUGCGCAUGUUUAGCUUGUCAUGCAGCACAGGCUACGUGCUAGCAUAGCUGGUGCUCCUUCUAUAAUUGCGGGCCAAAACGCCAUACAAAGAGGGAUGACGGGGACGGGGUCCUCUUGUGCGCUCUCAUAUGGGGUACAUUCGCGACAAAAAUGAGUUGCUGCAGGAGGUGGUUGACCUACGCUUCGUGAACGAAGAACUGUCCAAGCAAAUUGCGGUUUCGCUACGCGACAAACACGAGGCGGUGGAAAACUGGCAGAAAGCCGCGGGCGACGCUGUUGCGCAACGACAGAAGGCAGAGCAGUGCGAGUACGCGCUCCAGGUUCGCGAAAAGGAACUCGCGCACACGCAAGCGCUGCAAGCCGAAACGAAGCGUCGGCUGGACCGCAUGGACGAGGAUUGUCGACGCCUGGAGGCGAAAAAUUUGGAGUAUGUCCAGGACCUCCGGCUCAUCGAGCGCAACAACGACGCCGCCGGGCGACUCUCCGAGCUGCGAAACGAAAAACUUCGGCUGGAAGAAAAAUUCGGCGUCAGCGAAACAGAGCGGCUGAAGCUGAAGCAGGACCUGCAGAAGUCGGAGGAGAAGCUGCACACCGCGGAGCGCGCAGCUCGGAACCUGGUGGAGAAGGUGCGGCAACUGGAGAAGGAGAGGAUGCGACUGCAAAAGGAAGCCCUCGUACGACAGGAGAACGUGCAGGAGAUGGAGGGUAUCUACCAGCAGAAAGACAACACGUACCACACCCAAUUGGCCAGCAAGCAGGCGCAGUUGGACCACGUCAUUCUAGAAUUCGAGAACUUCAAGCGCCGGCUUUCUGACUACAUCCUCCGCUCUCGGCGCGUGCAGUCAUCGCCACUUGUAACGCUGCGAACAAUCGAAGAAAUGUGCUUCGUGGAAGAAAGUUUUCCCGUAGGCUACGAUAUUGAGGGAGCAGCCGAACAGAACGCUAGCGCGAAAUACAAAAACUAGUAUGGCCGAAACAAUCUCAUAACAUGGAUGCGCAAAAAGUUGCACGCAGACAUUCGAAUCAGAAAAAUCAAUUCGCUUGUGAGAUCCUAAAAAACCAACCAUGCUCCUUGGAUUUCAGCUGCAGAUAUGGAGUUGGAAACCAUCGCAAUAAUUUUAUCAUGUUCAUCCUAUGCAUUAUCAUGUUCAUCCCAUCGCAAUGUUUUAUCAUUGGACUGAGCGUGUGGAUGUAGAUCCGGUUUUGCUUCGAGCAGACGCAACUUAGAAGCACAGUGAUUAGGCAGCAAGUUUUCUGGCUCCUUUUUGCCAAGUCACUGAAUGAAAGCACAAAGCAAGCACGCCACGCAAUACAGAUCUAGAAAAAGCAUGAUCUUACGCGAUGCGAGCAAGGAUGGAAGAAAGCAAAAAUCAGAGAUGGUGGAGCUCUUACAAAUACUAGUUAAGCUCCCGAAAACCCCCAGCACUAAGACUGCUUUUGUUUGUCUACAGGUCGACAGGGGUCGAAGUCGAAUAAUUUGAACAUACUUGCUACACGCUAUUUUACUAGAAGCUGACGCAA
Molecule: messenger RNA, 3008 nt
Organism: Amoebophrya sp. A120
Lineage: Eukaryota; Dinophyceae; Syndiniales; Amoebophryaceae
Source: the annotation of a GenBank genome assembly